Molecule: messenger RNA, 2852 nt
Organism: Sphaerodactylus townsendi
Lineage: Eukaryota; Metazoa; Chordata; Lepidosauria; Squamata; Sphaerodactylidae
Gene: SLC15A1
Product: solute carrier family 15 member 1
Exons: 24
Coding region: 1-2271 (756 amino acids)
Biological process (GO): oligopeptide transport; transmembrane transport
Cellular component (GO): membrane
Molecular function (GO): dipeptide transmembrane transporter activity
Source: RefSeq, a predicted model, not a curated record
AUGGUCAUCAAGGGUGUGGCCGAGGAGAAGCUGACUUGCUGGUUACUGAAAGAUGCCAGCAGGACAAGUAGGAAGCUGAAAGGAGUGGGCAACAUGGAAUGGGUGGCAAGGAGGAAGGUGUGGAUAGCAGUGCAAGGAAAAAAAGGAAAAGAAUUUAGAAAAUCAGUGCCAGGUUGCUUUGGUUACCCAGUCAGUAUCUUCUUCAUUGUCAUCAAUGAAUUCUGUGAAAGAUUCUCCUAUUAUGGAAUGCGAGCUGUGCUUGUCCUCUAUUUCAAGUAUUUCCUCCACUGGGAUGAUGAUCUUUCUACAUCAAUUUACCAUACAUUUGUGGCCCUCUGCUAUUUAACACCUAUCCUUGGAGCACUUAUAGCUGACUCCUAUUUGGGAAAGUUCAUGACCAUUAUUUCCUUGUCCAUUGUAUACACAGUCGGGCAAGCUGUCUUGUCAAUAGGUUCUAUAAGUGAGUUAACAGAUGGCGACAGGAAUGGAGUCCCAGAUAAUAUGAAUGUUCACAUUUCUCUUUCUAUGGUUGGCUUGGUUCUUAUAGCUCUUGGAACUGGUGGCAUCAAGCCAUGUGUAGCUGCAUUUGGAGGAGAUCAAUUUGAAGACCAUCAGGAAAAACAAAGAAACAGGUUCUUCUCUAUAUUUUACCUGGCCAUCAAUGCUGGAAGUCUUAUCUCCACCAUAGUCACUCCAAUUCUCAGAGGUGAAGUAUGUGGAUUUCAUGUCAAACAACAAUGUUACCCUCUCGCGUUUGGUGUCCCAGCUAUGCUGAUGGCGAUUGCACUAAUUGUGUUCGUCAUUGGAUGUGGCAUGUAUAAGAAAGUUAAACCUCAAGGAAACGUAAUGGUCGAAGUUGGCAAAUGCAUUGCGUUUUCCAUCAGAAACAGAUUUAGAUAUCGCAGCAAAGCCUAUCCCAAGAGGGAACAUUGGCUGGACUGGGCUAGAGAGAAAUACACUAAACGUCUUAUCACUGAGAUCAAAAUGGUCUUGAGAGUAUUGUUCCUGUACAUUCCUCUUCCUAUGUUUUGGGCGCUCUUUGAUCAGCAGGGAUCCAGAUGGACACUGCAAGCAACAACAAUGGAUGGAGAUUUUGGCUCAGUUCAGAUUCAGCCAGACCAGAUGCAGACUAUUAACCCGAUUCUCAUUGUUAUAAUGGUCCCAGUUGUAGAUAUGGCGGUUUAUCCACUAAUUAAUAAGUGUCACAUUAAUUUCACGCCUCUGAGGAAGAUGGCAGUUGGCAUGUUUCUGGCUGCUUUGGCUUUUAUCGUUGCUGCUUUGGUGCAACUGAAAGUAGAUGCAACUCUCCCAACAUUUCCUGAACCAGGCCAGUCCCAAAUAAAAGUAUUAAACUUGGGGGACAGCAAUGCAACAAUUUCUUUUAACACUGGGAAAACUCUUCAUGUGCCUUCUUUGGGAUCAACAAUCUACGAAAAGUUUAACACUGCAGACUUACAUGACGUCAGUGUAACUUAUGAUACUACAGCUAUAAGGAAAGAAUUUACAUUUGUGGAAAAACAACGUCACACCCUUGAAAUAACAAAUGUGGUUGAGAUUCAGGCUGAGCUGCUUGAGGAUGGUCUCACAGUAAAACCAGAGCAAGGAAACAAUAAAAUCAGAUUUAUAAACAACUUGCAUUCAACCAUAAAUAUCACUAUGGAUGGUUUUAAUUUUGGAGAAGUGACAUAUUUCUCUGCCAGCAAUUAUUCAUCUUUCAAAAGAGGAGCAAAAAAGAUUACAAUUGACACUGAUAACCAGACUUGUGAAGGCCAGACUAUGACGUUUGGGUAUGGUAGUGCUUAUACCAUUAUAGUAGAAGGGUGUAACAGCACUGACUUGCGUAUCAGAUACUUUGAAGAUAUUCAAGCCAAUACUGUCAGUAUGGCUUGGCAAAUCCCACAGUACUUCAUUCUUACUUGUGCUGAAGUUGUCUUCUCAGUCACUGGAUUAUCAUUUUCAUAUGACCAGGCACCCAGCAAUAUGAAGUCUGUGUUACAAGCUGGCUGGCUGUUGACUGUGGCUGUGGGCAACAUAAUUGUUCUUAUUGUAGCUGGAGCUACGACAAUUACCCAACAGUGGGCAGAAUAUGUUCUGUUUGCAGGUUUGCUUCUUGCAGUGACCAUAAUUUUUGCCAUUAUGGCCUAUUUUUACACCUAUGUGGACCCAGCUGAGAUUGAAGCCCAGCUCAUAGAGGAAGAGAAAAAGGAGAAUGAAAAGAAAGAACCUAUUCAUGAAAAUGGAACUGUCCCAGUGGUACAGAGUCAGCUGUGAACUUAUAUCCAAGUCUGAACAAGAAUGUAAACUGCCAUCCAGCCGACUGCAUUCCCAGGCUAAGAUCCAAAAGUGUCACAUGCUGUCACAUCACUUGGCAAGGAUGAAUAAAAGUGCAGUCAAAAAGCACACACCCUUCACAGGACUGCUUUUGGUGAUGAAAAUGAGGAAAGCCCAGAAUCUCUUUUUUUUUUGCUGAAUUUGCACUUUAGAGAAAAAUGGUAUCUCAAUCCAACUGCACUUGGCUACAUUGAGAGGACUUUCCAAGUAUUAUUUUUAUACACUUCACCUUUUAAUUUUAUAUGAUGGGAAAGCAGGUAUUCCCAGAUCGACACAUUUUCCCCCAUGCACUACACACACCUAAGGGGCUUUUUUAAUGCUGCCAUGCAAAUAAUGAACGCAUAACUGUUUUUGUGAAAAUAUAUAUCUGAGCCUGCUGAAUGUUAUCACCCUGGUGUUAGUAGAGAAGGCUUUCAUAACCUUCUGCCUAAGAGCUCUGCUCGUGUGUAGCCGUUGUGGUAAAGGAGAACAAAGAAGAUUUGCAUUGUGAAGAUGGAAAGGCGGGUGAAAUAAAACUUGAA